ACUCUAUUCACAAUCACAACAAAGAAACUAAGUAAUCAUACGUUGCCUUGUUUGCCUAAUCUUAAUGCCUUUCUUUUCUCUUGUGUUGUUCAACCUUCUUCUCUCUCUAGACUCUGUCUCUCUUUCUCUUUCUCUCUCUCUCUAAAGCCAUAAUAAUAAUAAUAAUAAUAAUACCUUACCACCAGUCUGAGUCUACCACCACCUCCACCCUCCAUCUUCACCAAAAUAAAUAAAUAAAAAACAAAACUUUAAAAAUAAAAACAAAAGGUGGUGGUAGAUGCAUGAGCCACAAGCCCACAAUCACAAUAUCUUUCUUCUUUCUCUUGUUUGUUAAACUCUUGCCACCUUCUUUCCUUCCUUUAAUUCAAAUUUAUAAUCUUUUUCUUGAUUUUCCUUUGGUCAACUCGCACUUGAGGAGGUAAGCCAACCUUCUCUGCUUUGGAGGUUGGAGCUGAUAUAGGAGAAAGGGGCCUCAACUGUGUGUUGCAUUGCUUAGGAAAACUGGUCACAGUUAUGGUGAGCUUAAGAAGGCGUAAACUCCUGGGACUAUGCUCUGGGAGGAAUUCCUUUCUUACUCCACUUCCCAGGUUUUCUGGCAAUGGAAAGAUUCCUUCAAAUUCUUCAUUGAAUGCCAAAUCGAUCAGUGUGCAUCCCAUAUAUUCGGAUGAGAUAAAGCCACCAAAUGGGAAUACAAGUGUGAAGGGAGAACAUGGUUCAACAAAUGUAUCUGAUUGUGGCUCACUCAAAGAGGACCAUAAUCAGCAAGUUGCAGGGCCGCCAAUCAAACGCAGGAAGCGACACAGGAGAAAGAAUUUUCAGAACCAAGAAUCAUGUUUGAUGAGGGGUGUGUAUUACAAAAAUAUGAAAUGGCAGGCAGCAAUCAAAGUUGACAAGAAACAAAUCCAUUUGGGUACUGUUGGUUCACAAGAAGAGGCUGCUCGCUUGUAUGAUAGGGCUGCUUUCAUGUGUGGAAGGGAGCCAAAUUUCGAGCUUUCAGAGGUUGAGAAAAAGGAGCUGAGUCAAUUCAAAUGGGAAGAAUUUCUAGCCAUGACUCGGCAUGCUAUCACUCACAAAAAGCACAGAAGAAGAGUUGGAACAGAACCCCAGAAGAGCCCCGAGCCUUCGCCAUUACAGAACGACGAUUCAGACAGCAAGAUUGAAGAAAAUGAUCUCUCUGGAUCAGAAGAUGUGGAGGCAGACAUGUCAGUCUCUUGAGAUUUAUUAUUGUUGUUCAAGCACAAAGGCUGAAUCUUCAAGUUCUAACAGUUAAGUUACAAGUUGAUAAUAGGCCUAAUAUUUUUUCUAGUGUAUAAAAAGACCCUUUAUUAGGGUCAGUCUCAUGACAGAUUUUAUAGUUGGUAAAGGAAUUCCCAAUAAAGAAUUCCAUACCAUAUUUUACAUAAUUCAUAUAAUAAUUAUAUUUAUAUAUGUAAUCAUCAUCAGUAUCUCUCCUCUUUUUAGAGGAGCUUAUAGCCUAUAAAUAUUUUUUUCCCAUA
Molecule: messenger RNA, 1496 nt
Organism: Cannabis sativa
Lineage: Eukaryota; Viridiplantae; Streptophyta; Magnoliopsida; Rosales; Cannabaceae
Product: ethylene-responsive transcription factor-like protein At4g13040
Exons: 7
Coding region: 514-1215 (233 amino acids)
Biological process (GO): regulation of DNA-templated transcription
Molecular function (GO): DNA binding; DNA-binding transcription factor activity
Source: RefSeq, a predicted model, not a curated record